AUGGACGAGGGCAACAGCAACAUCACCAAGAUGCUCGAGUCCCUCCUCGCCAAGAUGGAUGAGCAAAAAGCGGCCCACCACAAGCAGUUCGAGGUCCAGGCCGCCUUCAACGCACAGAUCUCGCAGGAUGUGCGCGGCCUCGCCCGGCAGAUCGAUCUGACCCAAGCCGACGUCGACGCAACCCGCAAGACGGUGGAGGGCUCUGCUUCACCAUCGGGCUCGGUCACGACCGUGCUUCACCAGCCCGCCGCCCCGCAACAACCCCCACCACCGCCCCCGCCGCCUCCACACUCACUGCGCGUGGCCACAGAUCCAGGCCGCCCUGCGUCCGCCCAUGCGCGCCUCGGCAACAAUCGUCCGUCGUUGAUUCCGGUAGCUCCUCAUGGCGGAUUCGUCACGUCAGGGGCCAUUCCCUCUCCGACGACGGGCUACAACGGCAACGACUACCACAAGCCGCCGAAGCACGAUUUCCCUCGGUUCGACGGCUUCGCGCCGUACCUGUGGUUGGACCGCUGUCUGGCGUACUUCGAGCUCUACAAGGUCGCGCCUCACAACUGGGUGGCCACCGCAGCUCUGUAUAUCGAAGGCCAGGCCGCGCACUGGCUACAGGCUUUUCGUCAAACACAUCGCGGCAUCACCUGGGAGUCGUUCACCGCCGCCGUGCUCGCGGAGUUCGACACCGACGAGUUCGAGGUGGUCAUGCACAAGCUACUGCAACUUCGUCAAACCACCUCUGUCGCCGAGUACCGCGCAGCGUUCGACGAGCAAAUGUAUCACCUGCCCGCGCUCGACCCGUCCAUCAACACCAAGUUCUUCGUCACCCAGUUCAUUCUGGGCUUGAAGGACGAAUUACACGCGUCGGUUCGGCUCCAAGCGCCCUCGAGCAUCACCAGGGCAUCUGUGCUGGCGCGCAUUCAGGAGGAGGAGCUGGGUACUACGCGUGCGCGCCCACGCAUCACGCCAGCGAGCCAGCCUCCACCGACGCCGACUCCACCACAGCCGUGUGUGGCCGUGCCCAACCGUGCUCCAACGGACGACUACGCGCGCGAACGACAACUUCGCGACUACCGUCGCGCCAACAACUUAUGCUUCAAGUGCGGCGACCGCUUCUCACGAGAGCACCGGUGCGCGCAACCGGCCCAGCUGCUCACCAUCCACGUCGGCGAUCAUGGGGAGGUGCUCUCCGACGACACCAUCCACGCACUGCAACUGCUCGACGACCCAGGGCCAGCAGCGCAGCCGCCCCCUCCUCCUGGUGACGCGCCCGAGUGCUGCCUCCUCUCGUCGCACGCUCUGGACGGCACGGACUCGGCGACCACGAUCCGCCUGCGAGCACUGGUGGGCAACCAAGUCAUGUUGCUGCUACUCGAUUCGGGUAGCUCGCACAGCUUCGUCAACAAGUCCUUCGUCGAUCGCCUCGGGCUGGCGACAGAAGAGAUGCCGCGCGUGGACGUGCGCGUCGCUAACGAUGACCGUCUCACCUGCAACCGCAUUGUUCCCGAGCUCAAGUGGUGGAUGAAGGGGCACACGUUCGCCACUCCGAUGCGCGAGCUGGACAUUGGCGCCUACGAUGGCAUCCUCGGCAUGGACUGGCUCACCCAGCACAGCCCCAUGACGUGCCACUGGCAGGACAAGUGGGUCAAGUUCACCCACGACGGCGAAGAGGUCACGCUCUGGGGCGUGCCCAUGAAGGCGUCCACCACCCUCAAGGCGAUCAAACCCGACGAGCUGCGCAAGAUGAUCGCGGGCAAUGACGUAUGGGCUAUGGCCAUGGUGGACACAUGCGGGCGCGCACCGCCACCGCGGCGUAAGUGCGUCAGUCAGACGCCGCUCGCUGAUCUUUCGGAGGAGUUCGCCGACGUGUUCGCGGCACCGCAAGGGCUUCCCCCACACCGUCAGUACGACCACGUCGUCACUCUGGUUGAGGGCGCGGUCCCCGUGAACACGCGCCCGUACCGCUACUCGCCACUCCAGAAGGACGAGAUCGAGCGCCAGGUCAAGGAAAUGCUCGACGCCGGCCUGAUCACGCACAGUGUGAGCCCGUAUGCCGCGCCGGUGCUGCUGGUCAAGAAGAAGGACGACACCUGGCGGUUCUGCGUCGACUAUCGCCGCCUUAAUGACGCGACCAUCAAAAACAAGUUCCCUCUGCCCAUCAUCGACCAGUUACUCGAUGAGCUCCUUGGUGCCGCGGUCUUCUCCAAGCUCGACUUGUGCGCCGGCUACCAUCAGAUCAGGAUGCGCGAGGAGGACGAGCACAAGACGGCGUUCAAGACACACCACAGACAUUUCCAGUUCAGGGUCAUGCCAUUUGGCCUCACGAACGCGCCAGCCACGUUCCAGUGCCUGAUGAACGCCAUAUUUGGUAAGUACGUGCGCAAGUUUGUGAUCAUUUUUCUGGAUGACAUUCUCGUCUUCAGCGAAACCAUGGAGGAGCACCUGCGCAUCGUCUUCGAGCUCCUUCGCGCACACCGGCUCUACAUCAAGGAGUCCAAGUGCACGUUCGCCGCUGAUCACAUCGACUACCUCGGCCACGUGAUCUCCAAGGAGGGUGUGGCCACGGACAAGGAGAAAACGAGCGCGAUGGAGCAAUGGCCGACGCCGACGAACGCCACCGAGCUGAGCGGGUUUCUGGGCCUCACCGGCUACUACAGAAAAUUCGUGCCACACUACGGCAUCAUCGCCAAGCCGCUGACACAACUGCUCACCAAGAAAGGCUUCGCCUGGACGGAGCAAGCUCAAGCGGCCUUCGAGCAGCUCAAGACGGCGAUGGUCACCACGCCCGUGCUCGCGCUCCCCGAUUUCGACAAGCCGUUCUCGAUCGAGACGGACGCGUGCAACACAGGGGUGGGCGCGGUGCUCGUCCAGGAAGGCCACCCGGUCGCCUACUUCAGCAAGGCCCUGGGGUGCGCAACCAGCAACUGUCGGCGUACGAGAAGGAGUUUCUGGCGGCGAUGA
This is a messenger RNA of Aegilops tauschii subsp. strangulata, 2955 nucleotides long. RefSeq lists its product as uncharacterized. The record is from RefSeq and is a predicted model, not a curated record. NCBI's taxonomy places the organism in Eukaryota, Viridiplantae, Streptophyta, Magnoliopsida, Poales, Poaceae.